Benincasa hispida (wax gourd) is the source of this 4525-nucleotide messenger RNA. RefSeq names its product E3 ubiquitin-protein ligase RHF2A-like. Gene Ontology annotation, molecular function: ubiquitin-protein transferase activity. The record is from RefSeq and is a predicted model, not a curated record. Lineage: Eukaryota; Viridiplantae; Streptophyta; Magnoliopsida; Cucurbitales; Cucurbitaceae.
GAUAUCUGUUUGAGAUAUCAGAUUUACUCGUGAUUACCUUGUUUUACUAGUAAAGAAACAAGUGGAAGGAUGUUUGAAGCCUACCAAAUACCUCAAUCUAUUAUCCAAAAAAUAAAAAAUAAAAUCUCAAUCUAUAAAAAAUAAAAUCUCAAUCUAAGUGUGGUUACUUUUUGUAAUUAAUCAAAAAAAUGCAUGCAAGUCUAAGUUCAGUGGAUACAUCAUACACCAUUUUGUAACCAAUGGGGGGUACAAGGCAUUCCCUUUCAAAGAGUAUCUCAUUUCCUUGGAUUUUGAAAGGUUUAUUAAAUCAUGCAAGUGGGAAAUUGCAUAUUUGAAUUUUUAAACAGUGGAUUUAUCAGUGCUAAUAAGAGGAAUGCAAAUUUGAAGGAUCUAGGGUUUGAAGAUUGAUUUAUGAAUCUGGGUCUGUUGCUAUUGACAAUUCUUCAACUGAUUAGUGUGCUAGCCAGACUGCCAGUGCAUGAUGGUGGCCAUGGUAGUAUUUAUAAGUUGUAAACUAGUAAGCAUUGUGGCUUACUUCUCUCAUCGUUAAGACACAUGUAUUGAACAUUCAGGUGAUAUGCUUCCAGUGCAUAAGAUGGUGGGAAUUAAGAAUUAGGGGAUGUCUUUUCAUUUUGAGGAAUGGCGUGUUGAGUUUUUAAUAUUAUCCCCAGAAUAUUGAGACGAGAGAAAAGGUUAUCAGAUCCCUUGCCAUGUGGGUGUUUUCCUUGGAUGAUUGAAGAAAAUAGUGAGGAUGAAAUCUAACUUCAAGAGAUGGACAUGGUGGUAAAAGGAUUCUUGGAUUGAACCAUUUGCUCGUGGUCUUAAUAUUAACCACUCUUGGAUAUUGGUUUCUCAUUAUAAAAAAAAAUAAAAAAUCUAGGUUUUAACAAAUGCUUGUGGGAUUAACCCAACAUUGCCUGCUUGAGAUGUUACAGAAUUGACAGGGUAUACACGUGGCGGCUAUAGGAUUUUGGGUACAAAAGUAACAGUUUUAUGUUGCUUUUUUCCAUUCUCUUGCUAGUCUUAAGGUGAUAAAAGAUUGAUUUUUCUUUUUAACAUAAUUCCUAACUGCAAUGAAAUAUAAUAUUCAAAAGCAGCCAUCAGGUCUAGACUUCAAGACAAGACAAGGCUCCUGAUGAUCAUUCCUGUAUAAUCUGGUACUUUGAAGCUUAUAUUGACAUUCCAUUAUCACCACAACACUUUUGAUGUGACCAUACUAGGAAAUUAAGUUCAAAAUGUCUUAGCAGUCCUAUUCAGCAAAUAUUUCUCUGCCUUUCAUUAUUAAGUUAUUAGUUUUGUCAAUAUCUUUUGCAGUCGCCUAAGUCUUUUGAAUGUUCGUCUAUUUUCGUUUAUGUGUGUUUUCAUUUUUGGCUGCAUUAUCUAUUUCAAGUUUAGAUUGCAAUUGAUCUUUAAUAUGCUUUCAACCUCUUGUGUUUGAAAUGGGAGAUUAUCUUCUAAAGAAGAAAAGAAAAAGAGAUGGAUAGUAUCCAUUGCAGGAUUGUUUCCUAGAGUUCAAAAUGAACCGUAGUUGUUUGUUGUGGAUAGUGGAAAUCCAGAGAUUGCCUUCGGGUGAUUACUAAUAAUUACUAACAAAGGAUUUUACAUCAGGUUGGUCCCAUCUUCUGUCUGUUUUGUACCCUAUUCUUUAAGCUUUAUCAUUGGAAAAAGCUUCCUUCAUCAAAGAUUGUUGUAUUCUCGUAACCAGUUUUGUGGCAUUUCUUUUUCAACUCUGAUUCGAUGACUCAAUCUCAUGGUCUUUUAUAACCAAGUCUCUAUUAAUUGAUUUACAGGAGCCUUCUAUGUUUGGGUUGUAUUUUCAUGCUUCUUUUUCGGAUGCUCUUGUUUCUUUAAAAAAGUUGGUGUUUUCUUUGAUAGCUUUCUCAUAAAGGCAUUAUUAAUACUUAGGACAAGAUUCAGAUGAGGCACCCUGUAUUGUUCCCUUUUUUUUUUUAAUCUGGGCUUGGUCAUACAUGGAAAUGGAACAAAAUAAAUUAGUUUGAGUUUGAUUGAGAAUUAACAAGAACUUGGAACAACACCCAAGGACUCUUGCCUUGCCUUUUUUUUUUUUUUUGGGACAAGAUCUACUGGUUCUUUAUAUCAUUUUGAAUUGUUCAUUCAUUUCCAUUUGGCUUUUCAAUGGACCAAAGCUAUCAAUUGAAUAGAUAACUUCCUAGACCUGUAUCCUGACUUCUGAGAGUCAACCUUGAAUUUCACCAUCAUCUUUUUAGUUAGCUUUGUCUUGGCUCCUAUUUGUAUAAAAAUACAAUAUACUCAUUAGAUAAAAAAAAAUCAUUUAAAAAUGUUUCCUAUCAGAAUACCAAGCUAUAUCUAAUCGCUUGGAUUACUAUCUAAUAACAGGUUGCUUGGCUAGUUCAUUAUCUGGUCCUUGGGCUUUGUGUGUUGUGAUUCUGAUCCCAUGGAUCAUGUAAUUUGUUACUGUCAGAUUGUGAGGGGUUUUUGUUGUCUAUAUAUUCCUCUCAUUCUUUGCCCUGUGAUCCUUUAUGGUGGGUGGUAGGGCUUAGAUGGGAUUUGUUUUUUACGGAAGGUUUUAGAUAUCAAGUCUAUUAGGCUAGAGUUGAGGAGGUAAUUUUUUCAAGUAAUGUAAAACGUAUUUUAUUUUUUAUUAAAUUUUUUCCAGUAGGUAAAUGCUUGAGGUAAGUUUGUGCCUUUUAUUGCUUAGGGGAUACAUAUUUUAUCCUUUGACUAAAACGUGCUUCAUGAAUGAACUGUUCUCUAUUCUGUUUAGUGUGAAAUGAUUUUUCUUAAAACUUGAUAAAAUACUUCAAUUAAUGAACUGCAAUAUUAUUGAGAUACAUGAAAUAGUACUGAUAUUAUUAAAAAAAUUGUCUCAACUGGUCUGAAUCACUUAAUAAUUUAUAUGCCUAUCCUUUCUAUAGUUAUAAAGAAAACUUCCUUUAAGAAAAUUGGAACUUAUAUAAAGCUCCACAGUGAUGAAAAAAAGGGAUAAACGUUGUGAAAUGAAAGGCCUUAGACCCAAAAUGAAACAAAUCUGCACAGAAAUUGAAAUCUCGUCUUCAUUGAACAGAAUAGUUUGAGAAUCCUCAAGUUCCCUCUCUCUAGCCAGAUUCUCCAUGGCAUGGUCAAUUUUUCCAGCUCUGCCGAAGUGCACUACAUUUUCCAACAGAAGGGUAGAAACAAAUCAUUUCAGCCAGGAAGUCACUACAAUAGCUAUUACAGAAAAAUCUGACAUAAAAUAUGCAGGAAUUUGGUACCGCAAACCAAUGAUCAAGGUGUCAGAGAAGCUCACAAUGCCCCAUGUGUUGGCAACCUAUUAGCCUGAAGGAUCCAACCAGCCAGGAGUUGCUCGAAGCUGUAGAACAAGAGAGAAGUUUUAGACUUAAUCCAGCUAGAAACUCAACAAUAUUUCGCCAUCCCACUCUUGGUGACUUUGAGUUACAGCAUCUGCCGGCUGGUGCUAAUGAUGCUGAUCUUGAAGAGCGUAUACUCCAACAUCUAGCUGCAGCAGCUGCCAUGGGACAAGCACGCCAUAGUUCUAGAAGGGAAGGCCACAGAAAUCGAUCAGGAAUUCAUGGCCGUCCCCAGUUCUUGGUGUUUUCAUCCCAUCCCAAUUCUUCGUCAACCUCUCCACCUCCAGUUGACAAUCGGGAGGGUGAAGCAGCCCCAAGAAUCAUGGUAGCUUCUAUAUCACCGCCUCCACCUGCAGGAGAAGAGUCUCCGCAACUCAAUGCUUCAGUAUCUCCAGUGCAAACUGAUCAUUCUUCUCCUUCAGCACCUCAAUCCGGUUCAGCUUCUGCUAGUCAACUUGGAUCUCCUCCGAGUGAAAGGAGAUCUUCUGGUCAACCAGUGCCAAAUAGUCAAGAUAGAGCUGGACCAUCAGAGUUACAAUCAUUUUCGGAUUCUCUUAAAUCUCGAUUUAAUGCUAUAUCAAUGAGAUACAAAGAUUCAAUCACAAAGAGCACAAGAGGAUGGAAGGAGAAAUUCUUCUCUCGUAACACUUCAAUGUCAGAUAUUGGCUCUGAAGUUAGAAGAGAAGUAAAUGCAGGGAUAGCGACGGUAUCACGCAUGAUGGAACGUCUUGAUACAAGAGAUGCUAGAAAAAGUAGCAGUCCGGAGUCCAGUAGUGUAGGGGACAACAGUCCAGUUUCAGUAUCAAAUAACAGACAGAUACCAGAGAAUGGAGGAAACAAUCCUCUAAGUGACACAAAUAAAGAAGGGUCACGCCCUGCGGAAUCCAGUUCAAGUUGAACAUUCUCAGAAUUGGCUUCACUCAAAGGCCAUCUUAUAAGAGGUGAAUAUUGCUAUUGAUUGUUUCCCUCUUCCAUAUGUACAAGAAAUGCCUGGAGGUAGACAUGUUUUCAAAAUUUAGGUUAAAAAAAGAAAAAAAGAAAAAAAACUUCAAAAUAUGAAAAAAUGUCUUGAGUUUUAGUCUAUUUUAUGAUUAGUUAGAGUAUAAUUAUAUAGUAGUCAUGUAUCAUUUAUAACUAGUAUUAUAAUAGCUUAUUUACUCAUAAAUUAAUUGGAAUCUUUAUGUCCAAAUUUCCUA